ACUUGUGUUACUCAUAGGUAAUGAAUAAUUGGAACUAGUUAAUUCAUUUCAUAAAAUGGUGAAAACUAUCUAAAAUACCUUCGAAAAGUUCUUUUCAGUUCAUAAACUAAAGUGUAAAUUAAUGUAAAAACUAAAUUAAAAGUGUUAUCAGGUACUUAUCCAUGUCGGACAACGUUUGAUACAGGAGGCGUUCGGCCGUAAUGAUGGCCGAGCAUGGCCGGUCGUGGCGGCGCUGAUCGCUCGGCUGGCGGCUGCAACUGCUCCAACAUCUCGGUCAUGCAAUUAUUUCAUGAGUUGAAGCAGCAGUUUCCGGCGCUGCCCGACAAAUUGGUCAGCGAUUGCGCAAACACACACUGUCACGACCGGACGCUGUGCACGCAACUACUUCGACGAGCCGCAGGAGAGAUGACACAAGCGGCAUAUCCGGCACAAGCGCUACGUAGAGCUCCGGAUCCGCCGGCUAGUUCGCCACCGCAACGUCCAACAACACUUCAUUUUGCACCUGCAUCCCAUUCGCGACCGUCCCGUCAUGCGCCACCGCCGCCAUUACCGCUUCCACCUAUUGCACAAGAAACGAUUGAAGAACAAUAUCCUGUAAAUUUGUCCCUGGACUUAAAUUGUUCAAGUGGUCAUUCGCGAAAUCCUUUGCGAACAUCGGUUAAUGUAACGGUUCGCACUCCUGUUGGUUCGCCUCUCCAACCUGCUGCAGCGGCACAUCACCAGAGCGGUGCGACGGCUGCUAAUUUGUUGCCACGGCACCAGCAGCCUGUUUCACAUCAUCAGCAAGUACAGGGUUUCCAAAGCCGAUUGCAUAUAACGGUGAGUCCAUCGUCAGCUUCUGGUCCGCAGACUAGCCUUUUGACUCAGCCUCGUCGCCCGCGGAGCUAUUAUGGACCUCUAAUACCUGAACCGCCUAUCACUCCAACGAGAGUCGCACGAGCGGAAUCUUUACCGGACGUGCUAGCUGAUUUAGCACCUGAGCAGGCAAACACUGUGAAACGGCAACUGGAGCGCAAGCAUCGCUUAGAAUGCGAACUAGAAGCAGAACGCAGCAGGCUGCGUGCAAUGCAGCGAGAAGUAUGUGCGUUAGAAGGUCCUGCUGUGUCGCAAGGACCAGGUCGAGCACUAAUACUUAAGCAAGAAAUACAGACCUUGCAAAGUCAAUGUGUUGUGCUGGCACAACGCGUUGACCAAUACACAGGCGAUCGCAUUCCUUUAUGCGAGACAUCCGAAGAGUUUUACCAAAACAUCUACACCGGACAGCAAUUACACAUGCCAUCCGUGCGACGCAGGCGUCGCGAACCGCCUCCUCGGCCUCCUCCGCCGCGUCCAUUGGGAAUUAGUGAGGCGACACCCUGGACGUGUCAUUUGUGUACGUUCAGAAAUCAUCCUCUUUUAAACAAGUGCGAGCAAUGCGAGAUGCCAUGCAUCUUACGAGGUACUAUGGCAGUGAAACCUUUAUCGUCAGAUCUGUCGCAUUUGACACCAGAAAAUAAUGAUAAAUUAACAGUUGCUGCUGAUAGUGUUUCUCGCAUUAAUAACGCUUUGGCGAGCCUGAACUGUGUCUCCGAUCAGUAAAAACAAAGUUGCUGAAGAGCUUAUUUUGUUUGAUAUGUUUGUUGCUAUUGUGGAUUGUUGCAUGAAACUGAACUGAAUGCAUUUUUUUAAAGAUAUAACAAGUACAUUAUUAGUUAUUAUUUGUUGACCAGUGUUACUACAUUUUUGUUAUUAAUGGAAUUUGUAUUAUAAGACUACUUGGCUAAGUCACUUAU
Messenger RNA from Ctenocephalides felis (cat flea), 1772 nucleotides. It is a transcript of the gene Tab2, whose product is annotated as TGF-beta-activated kinase 1 and MAP3K7-binding protein 2. The transcript is spliced from 7 exons. The record is from RefSeq and is a predicted model, not a curated record. Bases 214 to 1578 code for a protein of 454 amino acids. NCBI's taxonomy places the organism in Eukaryota, Metazoa, Arthropoda, Insecta, Siphonaptera, Pulicidae.